AUGGACCUGGACUCGGAGAUACAAAGCUCCAAGUUCGAUAUCGCAAACCCGCGUCAGCUCGUCCUCGAUUACCUCCUCCACAACUGCUAUGGCGAAACCGCCCGUGCUUUCAUGAAGGACGACCUCGACGCAGUCAAGGACUCAAGCGACUUUACCGCCAAUGGCCGAAAGAAUGGCAGCGGCGCAUCGGCCACUAACGGAGCUUCUUCUGCAGUGGCUGUACCACAAGGAGGUGCCAUGACCCGCAAUGCUUCUUCUGAGAGCAACAAUAACAUCAACAACAUCGACAACGACGAUAUUCACCACCGGAGAGCACGCCAUCCUGCAUCGCUGAUGAUGGACACUGACAAGGAGGUGCUUGAUCAAGAAGGAGACUCGCCCAUGGGUGAGAGCUAUUUGGAUACAACGGAUUCUCUCAGCGCCAGCACUUUUACCGCCGACAAGGCACACGCACUCCAUAUUGACGAACAGCUCAAGAACCUGGAGACACGCAAAGCUAUCCGAUCUUUGAUUUCGAUGGGCGACAUUGGACCAGCGAUGGAUAUGUGCAACGCAGCGUUUCCUGGGGUGCUGUCGAUCGAUCCCCACAGCCCUCUCACCACACCCAGCUCUAUCCACAUGAACUUUAAGCUGCAGUGCCAAAAGUUCAUUGAGAUCGUAAGGUUGGGUCCAGAGCGAGGUUCCGAUGCUUUAAUGUUUGCCCAGCAGGUCCUGAGUGAUUUCACGCGACUGGACCCUCUAGGCAAGGACAAGUAUAUCAAACACAUGGAGGAGAUUGGCACUGUCAUUGCCUUCAAUAACCCAGAGGACUCGCCCAACAGUCAUCACCUCAAGCAGGAAGCACGGGACCACCUCGCCGACAUUAUGAACAGCGCAGUUCUUGGCACCGGCAAGAUGGCGAUUAUCAUCGUUCCUGGAGGAGUCGAGCUGAAUGAGCAGCGUGGAAACGGGAAGGGAUACAGCGACUGCGACAAGGAUGAACUGACCAGCCAAUCAACAAGCAACACCAUCAACAACAACAGCAACCACUUAUACAUUAUUUCCAACAACACUACAAACCUUGAUGGCGCCUAG
This is a messenger RNA of Linnemannia hyalina, 1074 nucleotides long. Lineage: Eukaryota; Fungi; Mortierellomycota; Mortierellomycetes; Mortierellales; Mortierellaceae. The record is from the annotation of a GenBank genome assembly.